This is a messenger RNA of Chenopodium quinoa (quinoa), 300 nucleotides long. RefSeq names its product precursor of CEP13-like. The record is from RefSeq and is a predicted model, not a curated record. The transcript has a single exon. Gene Ontology annotation, biological process: cellular response to nitrogen starvation; response to osmotic stress. Bases 1 to 300 code for a protein of 99 amino acids. Lineage: Eukaryota; Viridiplantae; Streptophyta; Magnoliopsida; Caryophyllales; Amaranthaceae.
AUGGCUCGUGCAACCGCGAUUAUCCUUGCAUUCGUACUUGUGGGAUUAACCAUGUUUACGCCUCACAUUGAAGCAGCAAGGAUGAUGUUUAAGGAGACUAAAAAGAUACCUCAUUUUGAAGCUAGCUUGUUGACAAAUGCCCUUCCUAAGGGCACCAUUCUGCAUUCUGCCCCAAGUGAUAAAGGCGAUGAUGAAGUCGUGCUUAGUAACAUGAAGAAGCUAUUCAUGACUAUGUAUCGUACUAGCAACCGUGAUCGGGUUUUGCAGUCUGUCCCUAGUCCUGGUGUUGGACAUCAUUAA